GCCGAAGUGCAUUGUGGGUAAACGAGCCAUGUUUUUGUGGUUGAAUGUGGUGUAGUACACGAAAGAGUAGCAAACAAGAUUCCGAUUAAUCCAUUUGGUUUUUUCAUGUGAAGACAGCUUGGUGGAAUCGGUGACGAGCAUCGAAUACGUCGUGCAGACACCAGCGAGAGGAAUUUUCUUCGCCAUGUUUAGCCCGCUACGUGCUGUGCUCGGCGGUCGCGUUUUUGCUUUUGAUCCGCAGAUUUUGACCUCAUAGUAGUAUCACUUUAGGCCCAGGUGUUGUGUGUUAAUUUGACACCGAUUAAUUUCACCUUCAUGUGAAGUGCGCGACCCGGUGCUCGUCCGGACGCCCGUGUUUCAACUCCGACGUGAAUCCCAUGAGGCCUGAAGCCCAACGAUGUCCGAGGCACUGGAGUGUCGGGCGGGAGUGAUGCCCCUGCGGGGCACAGGAGCUCGUGGGGGCUAAAGGGGCCCCGAGCUGGCAGCAUGGCCCAGUGGCCCCCUCGAUGGCGGCAGACGGCCCCCCCCAGUUGAGAGCGGCAUCCCUGCCCCCCUGCCCCCUCGAGGAGGGAACCCCCAGCGCCACGGAGGAGGACGCUGCCGCCUGGCCACAGCAGCAGCACAGCAGCAGUCAUGCAGCAGCAGCUAGCCACACCACCAUCACUGCAGGCCCAACACAUGAUCCAGCACCUGAGCUGCUGCAGGGCUCCAAGGAUGAAACACAUGCAAGCUCUCGCAGCAGUACUGCUACGAUGGAAGAAGUCACCCCAGGCAGUGGGAAACCUGGUUAUAUGUCCAGUGCUGUACAUGUGCCCCCUGGCUGGCGACGGUCUCUUGUCGAAGAGAGGAUUGUCUACUACAGCCCAAGCAACCACCAGCUGCGGACUCUGGACGAGGUGGCUAGGUACCUGCAGACCGACGGUGUCUGCAAGUGUGGCCUGGACUGCCCUCUCAGCCUUGAGAAGACGUUUAACUUCGAUGCGGCAGCUGUCUCUCAGCCCUGGUCACCCACUGCCAGCAGCAGCAGGUGCAGGGUGCCUCAAAAUGGUGGCGCUGCACCCGCAGUUGCUGCACUCACAACCACAGCCACAACCACCACCCACCACCAUUACCAGCAGCAGCACUGCCUGCCCAAGUUUGCCCAGCUCCAAGCCCCCCUUGCCAACGGCGCAGCCACGGUGGCAUCUCCACUGGCCAGGCCUGCGAGAAAAGAACCUGUCCGCAAGCGGAGUUCUCGCGCGAAACAACGUGGCCCUUUUGACGGUAUCCUGGUGUCUCAGUUGUUGGCACAACGCGACCAGAAUGCUCUGCGGAAGCAGGCUGUCAGCAGUUGCGCCUCUACAAACACGAAUGCCCCGGUGCAUUACACUAACUCCAUCACUGGUUCUGUGCCCUGGCAGGCUACUGGAUACUACCAGCCUCCUCAGGACACUGUGACCAUCCAGUGCAGCAAUACAAAUGUACAGGGAAACAACAGCUUCCCUCCAGUGUCUAGUGGGAUGAGGCCAGUAGUGGCCCAGGCCAUCUGUUCACCUGCUCCUUUGCCACUGCAAACAAGUACCGGUACAAACUACCAGUGUGCAAACUACUCCUGCUGCCCGACCAAGCCCACUGCUACCCCCUCCUCUUCGGGUCGUUCGAGGGGACAGAAGAAAUUGCCCCGUACGAGAAUGCCGAAGCUGAGUGCCAUCAUAUCCAGCCGUGCAGUGUGUCCAAAUGUAGACGUUGGCCAGAUGGUGGCAGCUGCUGGCCACUCUACAGCGAACGCUUGUCACGGGGUUCGUCAACCAAACUGUUCCACGCAUGAUGCUACUUCCCCUGCUUCCACGCCAAAUGCUAUGGCGGGGCCCAGGAUUGGCCAGUGUAACACUGUGCACGUGGAUAGUACUGGCCAGCUCACCACCUGUAGGACUGCAUCGAAAGAAAUCUCCAUGCAGGUGCCACAGGUGGGGGGGCUGUCGGUCCUUAAUGGAGCCCUGUCCAUUCCUUCUCAGUGCAGCACUGCCAUGACAAGUGCGCCUUUCAUCUUCACAAGUGCACCCAGUGGUGGCAUGAUGAAUCAGGGAAGGAGCACCAUCAUGGUGCAGCAGGUCUACAGCCAGAAAGUUGCCAGCUACUCUCCAAAUGAAGCUGCUAAGGGCAGCCAAAUGCUUCAGCACAUGAGCAGUGUAGUUCUCCCUCCCGGUGCCGGUGGCCUCUCUGCACAACCCAUGAUCAGUGGAAUCGUCGCCAACCAUAGUCUCCAGCGGGCCUUUCAUAUCUCAGCUGGGCCAAGGGAUUUUGGGCCAAACACAUCCUACUCCCAGUCACUUUUCACCCAGCAGCAGAGGUUUACUGAAGUGCCUCGCAGUUGCACAGAAUGCCCGGUGACCUCCGCAACCCUGUGCACAUCCUCGCUGUCAGCUCCUCAGGUUCUGCUGAGUGGCAACCCAAGCUCCAGCAUCGUGCUUCCACCUUCAAACCCUCCCCUUUCUGUUCCCAGUGUGUCGACAGUGACAACAUCCGUGGCACAGAUGAUGCCCACAGUGGUGCAGCUCAUCAACCCGCUACCGCUGAACCAGGUGCAGAACGCACUGCUCUUCCCGCAGCUUCCAACUUUGCGGCUUGACACCUUACCCACAUUCGGUGCUCCCGCUGGGCUCUUCAGUCCUGGUAGUACGUUCCUCUCACCUUCGCCAAUCCCGGUUCUUGGAUCGCCAGUGGGUUCAGACACAUCCCCCGGUUCGUCCCUGCUGGGUCAUGCCACCCUGCAGCCGUCCACAUAUGUCGAUUCGGCGGGACAGGUGCGGUCACGUGAAACUACAGUGGCUGCACCUCGGACGUUAAUGACAGCCAGUUUCGCACCCGGCACCGUACACGCCCUGGCAGCCACCCCACAGCCACCGCAGCAGCAGUCCUUCUACACCACAGAUGCAGUUGGUGGCAUGGUGCAGACCGGCCCAGUACAUCACAGUGGUGCUGCUGCUCUGGCCGGUGCUCCAUGCAUGUCCUGUGGACCGGCUCCAGUGACUGAGUCUGUGUGCGACAGUGCCUCCUGUCGUCUAGGCCUGGCCAAUGGGGAUGAUUGUACUUCCAAGGCCAAGUGUGGAGUGGCAGAGGUGGGCCGGGGGCCAGUGAAUAUGCUGAGCCUGACGGUUUCAAGUCUGCAACAGGCAGGUCUGCAACAGGCAGGUCUGCCUACAGUGACAGUAUUUCCAGCUGGGCAAACUCCCAUGGUCCAGUCGGGUCCCCUGCUCAACUAUGGAACCCUGCCUUCUGUGAACCACCCACAGCUGGUCAUGGGCAUGAUGCCAUCCCUGGGUCUGCUGGGCAUGCCUAUGCACAAUGUUGUCACUGCACAGCCGCAAUCCAUCACUGUGCUGCAGGAGCCCUGCCCAACCAUACAACAAACGCAGCAGCAGCUGCAUCCACAGCCUCAAUUGCAGCCACAGCCUCAGCUGCAGCCACAGCCUCAACUGCAGCCACAGCCUCAACUACAGCCACAGCCUCAAUUGCAGCCACAGCCUCAACUGCAGCCACAGCCUCAACUACAGCCACAGCCUCAAUUGCAGCCACAGCCUCAACUACAACCAAAGCCUCAUCUGCAGCCACAACCUCAGCUUCAGCCUCACCCACAGCCUCAACUUCAGCUUCAGCGCCCUUUGCAGCCACGGCCACAGACACAGCGAAAGUUGCAACCCCAGUUGCAUCCACAAGUUGAUUCACAGUUAACACCGCAGCCAUCUCCUCCGCUACCGUCGCCACAACAAAUGGUUUCCGACCAGCACAAGCUUGUUACACCUGUGGCACCUAUAGAACCUUUGCUAGAAUCAGUAGUUAUGCAGCAUGGUGGGACAGCAAAUCCGGAUGACAGCUCAGGUGUAGAGCUUUGUGCUCCAGCAAUGUGUUUCGAGGAUGAAAGAGAGCUGCCGGUCGAGGAGUGCAAGACAGGGUUCCUCAAUGACGAAUUGGCUUUUACAACAGCAACAACAGAAACCGAGUCCAACCAAUCAACCAGCGAAGAAGAGACCGAUGAGCAUUUGCCAAGGCCUGGCACUGAAGACUUUCCAGCGCACAUGAAUGCUGUUCCGGUGUACGAGUGUGAGGAUGUUCCGGUGUCUUCUGAAAAUGACUUUACACAUGUGCACAGUGUCGGGGUGCAAAGCAUCCCGUCGAAGCAGGAAGGCAGCCCGUCAGUCUCGUCCACGGUUCCCAUCCACACAGGAUCGAUGCACGAAGUGAGUCGGGUGCGCUUUGAGUGGACAGCUUGUGGAACUGAACAAGAAGGCCACAUAUCGUCCAGCACAGGAACAAGUGACGACCCUGGCUGUGCCUCUUCGGUGGACUCGAGCCAUGUGCAGCCGCGGCAGAAUGAGUGUGCCGGUGAGGAGACUCUGGUAGAAGAAGGACAGCCUUCCCUGGGCGGGACAAGCAGUAGUGGGGAUUCAGGUGUAGAUUCGAGUCAUGAGUUACAACGGACAAACGUGACCUGUGCAGAAUCAUUAGAGGGUGAUGAUAUCAAGUGUAUGAAGCAGAAGGCCAAGAAGGACCCCAAGCGUAGAAGGAGGAACUGCUUUACCUUCACCCAGGAUGAGUUCAGAGAUGACUCGGCUGAGGAUGAGCGAGAAUCUCCCCCACUGCCUCCACAACCACGCACGUUUGACAUUGGGGACCUGGUGUGGGGUCAGAGCAAAGGCUUUCCCUCAUGGCCAGGCAAGUUGGUGCGACCAGACCAAGUGCGGGGCCACCAUAUCAUCUCUGAGGACGGCAAGCUCUGGGUGCAGUGGUUUGGUGAUCACAGUUUCACCCAAGUGGAGCCAGACCAACUGAAGACCUUGUCUGAGGGUCUUGAGGCACACCACAGAGCUCGCAAGAAGCACCGCAGGGGUCGCAAGCUGAAUGGCAACCUGGAAAAUGCCAUUCAGGAAGCUAUGAUGGAACUGGACCGACAGACUGGCACCGUUCUACCUUGACCAUCGCACCACCACUUGUUGUUGCUACUAUCAUCAACUUAUGUCUACUCAAUGUGAGCUAGAAUGCCCAAGCACAAGCUAAGGCAUGUUUGGAGUUGUAUGGUGGCACCGAUUUUGGCACGUUUUGGACUAGUUCUGCAAACUCUUUCAUUGCUCGAGUGAGGCUUAAGAGCCACGUUCGUACUUGGUCUACCAGCUUCACCCUUGACAUACUUAAUGCUUGCAACAGACUGACUAAUGUCAGAAGAACGGUUGUGAUUCGAGGGAAGGCCUAUCUCCUCUGGCUGUCAUGCUACCUACAAAAAGCUGUCAUGCUAGAACUGCAAAAAGUUCCGUAACUUCCUCAUGCUGCCUGUAGCUUGAAUAACCUCAUAUUGUAGCUGCAUUGGGAGGAGGCCAGUACGUGGAAGUGUGUUCAACGGCACCAACUCAACAGAAAUAUAGUAGUAGUAGUAGUAGUAGUAGUAUCAAGAGUAAAGACAUGAAGCUCCAUAAGGGCAGCAAGAAAAUUGAAAUUGAGACGUGAUAACGGAAACUUGAAACUCUUGCUGUUCUCGCUGCAGCAUUUGCGUGCGAUGUCAGGAUUGGUGCCACUGUCCCUCUUGGAAUGCAUGCUCUCUAGCCUCUGCUUGUGGCAUUUUAGAGCUCAUGCCAAGUGUGAUGGUUCACGCACAAUACCGGUGCAGUUUAAUUUCCUGCACAUUUCACUGCUUUUCAUUUUUACAUGUUUAGCUCCGAGCCAUUCAUUGUUUUUCUCCUACCGGUGUAACCCUUGGCGACUGUACUGUUUGCCUUGAGGAGUAUUCGUUAAUGUCUUGGGAGAGGAACUACGGUGCUUUGAGGCUGGUGAAGUUGCAUUAGAAUGCGUGGGUGCUGAUUGAUUUAUUGCCAACCCUUUGUAGUUGCCACGUGCGCAGAGUUGCGCAGCUUUAAUUAAGCGUAGGCAGAGGCUCACUGUGACAGCAAGAUAGGGCAAAAUGAACUAAGGUACUGUGUCACAAAGUUCCAUCGCAGAAUAUGUGUGAUAAUGUGAUUAUUUUACAUUAUGGUGAUUACAAAGGUAUUUUAAUGAAUGUGUGAGAAAAUGAUAUCUUGGAAGCAAAAAUCGUACUUUUAUGAGAUCAACUCUGCAGAAAUGUGUUUAAAGCAUUUUUCUCGAUGCUCUGCAGUGUGUAAAUGCAAGCAACGACCUUUGAUUUUCUUAUCAGUCAGUGACCGAAUUUCAAUUUGGUGCAUUAGUGGCACAAGCAAGAACUAGCUGUAAGCACCUGGAUGUUUCAUCUCUGUCGUAUCUUUUUGGUAAUAACGGAUGGAUUGAAGAUCUUUCUUUUCUACAAACCAGUACGUAUAUGCAAGAACAAGUAGGAUAUCUUCUUGAAGUUGGAAUAAUGUACAGUAACUUUUUAUGAUGGCUUAUGAGCACAUAUAACAGGCCAUCACACAUUAUUGCAGUACUCUGGCUGAACAGGAACUUUUCUGAGUGUUCUGCGAGGAACACUUCAUUGUUUUUCUAUUUAUUUUUUGUUAAGGAAGGCUGUUAAGUAGUAGAGAGAUAAAGUGUCGUAAAGUGCUAGCAUUGCUUGGUAUUGUUUUAAUUUAUUCCAUCUAUUGAUGCUUUUGUUUUCUUUCAUCUUAGUCAUGGUAGCAAGCUACUCCACUUCAGCUUUUGUUGAAUUUUGUUGUAGAAAAAAAAAAACUCUAGAUUGCCACUUCCCAAGACAUUAGUGAAGACUUCGCAAACCCCCCCCCCCCCCCCUUCCUCCUUGUCUCAUUCCCAGUUGCUUUCAACACGUAGAGUGUAAAAAAGAGUUUGAGCUUGCUUCACAUGUGUACAGUAGAGAUUUGCAGAGAAGUGGAUGAAUAUAACAAAGGAUUACGAGGAAAAAAAAAAAAGCUAUGAAGAGUGGAGAUCUUUUUAUACAGAUGCUAUACAAAUAUAUAUAUAUAUGUAUACAUAUAAAUAUAUAAAUAUUAUAAAUACUAUAUAUAUAUAUAUAUGACAGCGUUGCUGUUGACGUUUGCUGUUCGUCGUUUGUUCGGUCAUUUUUUUUUUUAUGCUUUUUUUUACUUGCAGGAUACCCGAUUCCCCUGUUUCGAUUGCCCCUUCCCUCGCGUAACUUCCUGCUUGUUAAGGACAGUUGGUCCUAGAAAGUUGUUUUUUACAUUUCACAUUUUUUUUCCUGCUGUGAGAUCGAAUGAUGUGUCGAAGGUGGUCAGAGUGAUGCUGAGUUUUGAAUUUUGCGUGUUUGGGGAUUCAGAUUUCUUUUGCGUAGAAGUAUUAAUCUUUAGGUGCUUGACUAGCCCCCUCACCUUGUUUUGUUGUUUCUGAGGCGUGCUGAAGAGAGUAGCAGAGGAAGGCAGCCAGAAGUUGUAAUACAGCUUGGACAUUAUGCAGAUUAUCAAAAUGUAUUUUCUGCAGCAUAUCUGAGUUGCUCUUUGCGUAUGUUCUGAAUCAUAGCAUAAAUCUGCAACAAAGACCCCAUUGGCUGCUGGCCACUGAAGUUUUUUAUUUGCUUGUUAAAAGAAAUAUAGCUGCUGAGAGCCAACAAGCUCAUAAUUUGGACUCGUUAAAUAAUAACAGCCGUAACUGAUGUGGGAGAGGGCAGUAAAAUUGUGCGCAGCCAGUAAACACUUAAACUAUGGUUAUUUGAACCUGAUGUAGCAGAAUAGCUUUUUUUUUUUUACAUUUUACGUAAUAGAACAUUUGUACCGUGUGAAAUAGAUCUUAAAUCCAGAUGACCUGUCAAAUUAAAAUUGAGCCAUUUCUGACAAGAUAUAUUAUCCAUUAGGUCCUGUGUCUUAAAGUAAAAGGAUUGCAGUACUUUAUGGAAGAAGCUAGAGUGUCUAAGAGCACCAUUGUUUGCUGGAAAUGCACGUCAUCAAUCUUCAUUGUUAAAAGUUCAGCAGGUUGAGUGCAUUUUCAGAUCUAGUUAAACUUUGCACUCCACAAAUUGCAUGGAAUUCUCCUCCGCUAUGUUGUUUGAAACCUUUGCACGUUAUUUGGCAAUUCACUACAUCUAGUUUCAUGUGCUGCUUUUCUGUUACCAUAAAAGACUGAAGUAAUUUUACCUCUCUAAGGCAACGAAUUAAUGAAGGCGAAACUGCAAGGCCUAGAAAGAGCUUACAAAUGCCAUUUGCUUUAAGCUAGCCUAGCAAAGUCAUUAUGUGUUUCAUUGAUGAGUACUAUUCCCUAUUUCUGGCAAUAUUCGUACAAGAGAUAGAAAUAUGUAAUGCUAAUUAUUAUUAGGAGCUAAAGAGUUCAGCUUCAUGCUGCAAAUAGAGUGAUACCAGAGCACCAUCUAACUAUCACGCUGUAACGAAAUUCAGUGUGUUACGAGAAUGUCAGCUUGGUAGGUAGUACACUGAAUCGCCACUGCACAUGUGGGAAGGCUUGCGCAGCAGCCUCCCUCACCAUAGUUGUAUGGCGACGACACCAUCUAAUCUUUUUACGUUGCUUGUCUGCCGAGCCAAACACCGCGACCCGCUGGAGUGUUGCAGAAAAGAAAAAUGUGAGGGUGUAGAUGAGCCUACAGCAUCCUCUCUCACAGUAAAGACAGUAGCUGCUUUCGCACAUGCCAUCAUGUUUGGAGAGUUUCAGCAUUUCAUUCCUAAGCCUUGUUUAAAUUGCAUUGCAAAUGUACACCCAAUUAUUUUAUUUGUUAUUUAUUUGUAUUUGUAGAAUACUGCGGACAAAAAGUCCAAGCAGGGUGAGCAUACAUGAAACACACGAAAUAACAGAAUGAAACAAGGUUGCAAAGCGUUUUUUACACAAUUUCUUUACAUAUAAGACCGAGGGGUUAAGACUUUAAAAAAAAAGUAAC
Molecule: messenger RNA, 8773 nt
Organism: Rhipicephalus microplus (southern cattle tick)
Lineage: Eukaryota; Metazoa; Arthropoda; Arachnida; Ixodida; Ixodidae
Cellular component (GO): chromocenter; nucleus
Molecular function (GO): chromatin binding; DNA binding
Source: RefSeq, a predicted model, not a curated record